UUGAUCGACUGGCUCCGCAUGCUCUAUGCGCAUCUCCAGUACCAGGUCCGCUUUGGUGGCGAUACUACGGAGUGCUUCAAAGCCUUGAUGGGCAUUCUCAUUGGCGACCCGGCCUCCCCCAUCCUCUGGAUACUAUACCUGUCGGACUUUGACCUCGAGCCCCACGAAGACGAUGUCAUCCUGGACGGCAAUGUGCGCUGCUCGCACGUCGAGCUUGCGGACGACAUGGCUCUCAUGAGUAUGUUGUCCACUGGCAUGCAGGGAAAGCUUGGCCAAACGGAGGGCUAUUGCGCAACCUCCUGCCUACUCAUCAAUGUCCCGAAAACACUCAGCAGCAUCCAGGGGCCUCUUCCGGACCCCCUACCAACACUACUCCUCUACAACGAGCGCCUGCGCUACGUGGACCUGGCGACAUAUGUCGGCAUGUCAGUCUGCUCCACAGUACGCGACAUCUUCCGCCCCCACUAUGAAGCAAAAGAGAAGGCGGCAGAGAAGGUUGCCAACGCGUGUUUCUCCCUGGAGUGCUAUGUAGGCCCACUCCCGCCGGCGAUUGCACUGCGUCUUUACCGAUCGCAUAUCGACCCGCACCUCACGAGCGGCUGCGAAAUUGCUAUUGACGUCCGUCCGAACGCCCUCGCAGGACUAGAGCGCAUCCAGCACACGUUCCUCCGCCGCGCGCUCCAUAUCAGCUCCCGCUCCCAAAUUGGACCACUGCACACGGAGACCGCAAUCUGGCCGCUCUCCUACCGCCGUAUCGUCCUCGUCCUCGGCUACCUGCUAUACCUUGUCACCGCGCGCCCCACUCUAGCAUUCGCCGCGCUCCGUGAGAGCUGGGCCCUGGCAACUGGCCCGAACCCGUCCGCAUCGUGGUGGAGCGACCUCCAGUUUGCAGCAGCAGCGCUGCCGGUCCCACUUGUCAUUAACCUGGCAGCUUGGCCCGAAGCAGACACUGUGCAAACCCUCAUCGCCGCCGUCCCAGCGCUUGUGGCUCAACAUCUGUGGACGAUAACUAUGACAUCACUGCGCCUCCCACUGCUGCAAGCGCGUCUCCACUUCGACUCUGCGCUCGACCGCGCGCCUGUCAUCAAGACAGUAUGCACCCUACGCGACUACCUGCAGCUCCCCACCCACAGACAGCGAUCCGCCAUUGCGCUGCUCAUGCUGUCGGAACACCCCCUCGCGGUUGAGCGCCUCAGGCGCGCCCCAAUCCGACGCGACCGCGCUUUGCGAGUAUGCCGUUGGUGUCAACACCCCUGGGCCGUGGAGACCGAAACACACGCGUUGCUCGAGUGCGAUAGCGAACCGCUCUCUACACUCCGCGAGGCGUUCCUAGCAAAUCUGUUCGCAGUGCUACCGUCCCUCCGGUCCCCACACUUCCAUCUUGCCAGCUCUGCGUUCCUCGACAUGCUACUUAGAGGCUCAACGACACUCCCGUUGCUGGCAAACUAUGUGGCGGAUAUAUUCGCCCUGUGCGAUGUCACCCCCCUACUUAUCCUCGGUGAAGCGCCCGACGGUGCGCGCGAGGAGCCCGGUGUACCGGGUACAAACUAA
This is a messenger RNA of Trametes versicolor FP-101664 SS1, 1551 nucleotides long. RefSeq lists its product as uncharacterized. Lineage: Eukaryota; Fungi; Basidiomycota; Agaricomycetes; Polyporales; Polyporaceae. The annotation marks the transcript as partial. The record is from RefSeq and is a predicted model, not a curated record. The transcript has a single exon.